This is a messenger RNA of Doryrhamphus excisus (bluestripe pipefish), 2057 nucleotides long. Lineage: Eukaryota; Metazoa; Chordata; Actinopteri; Syngnathiformes; Syngnathidae. The record is from RefSeq and is a predicted model, not a curated record.
UGUUGCUUGACGGGUUUGCGGAUGAAGUGAUGGAUUGUGGGGGGGUCUGGGGGGGGGGGGUACUGGCGCAUGGGAAACUUUUUCCUCCGUGGAAUCUGGACCACUUCAUGGCGGCAACACUGCUGUGGAAGCCGGUGUAGUUUUUUUUUUUUUUUUUCACGCUGCAUUUGAAUAACAAAUAACUAAAGGGGACUCAAACACGGGGAAGGUGGACGCUGUUGCAGUUUUUUCCUCUCAUCUGUGUCAAAAAAAAAUAUUUUUUUUUCUGGCUCUUAUGGGAAUUAAACACUCGUCCCGUUGCAUGCUCCUUAGGAGAAAAAUGGCGGAUUCUGACAGCAAUGAGCAGCCACAACCGCAGCAGGUCUGCAUCAUCCCAUCACAAUCGGCGCAGCCCACCUCUUUGCCGAAGCCUGUGCCUUGCAUCCCGCCCACCCCAAGACCCGUUCUCCCGCCUCACACGCCGCAUGCCGCCAGCCUUCCCAGCUGCCCCGGGCGGGGCAAGAUGGCCAAGCUGUGUAACCCUGAAGAGAUGACCUCAAAGGACUACUACUUUGACUCUUACGCCCAUUUUGGUAUCCAUGAGGAGAUGCUCAAGGACGAAGUGAGGACCCUCACCUACCGCAACGCCAUGUACCACAACAAGCACGUAUUCAAGGAUAAAGUAGUUCUGGAUGUGGGAAGCGGUACCGGGAUCUUAUCCAUGUUUGCAGCCAAAGCAGGAGCCAAGCACGUGUACGGGAUUGAAUGUUCCAGUAUUUCCGAAUACUCCGAAAGAAUCAUCAAGUCCAACCAUCUCGACAGCGUGAUCACUAUCAUCAAUGGAAAAGUGGAGGAAGUGGAGCUUCCGGUGGAGAAGGUUGAUAUCAUUAUAUCCGAGUGGAUGGGCUACUGUCUCUUCUACGAAUCCAUGCUCAACACGGUUAUCUUUGCCAGGGACAAGUGGCUGAAACCAGGUGGAUUCAUGUUUCCCGAUCGAGCGUCUUUGUACGUUUUGGCCAUCGAGGACAGGCAGUAUAAAGACUUCAAGAUCCAUUGGUGGGAGAACGUGUACGGCUUUGACAUGACUUGUAUCCGCGAUGUGGCAAUGAAGGAGCCUCUGGUUGACGUAGUGGACCCUAAACAGGUGGUGACCAACUCCUGCCUGGUCAAGGAAGUGGACAUCUACACGGUGAAGACCGAAGACCUUUCCUUCAUGUCAGCCUUCUGCCUGCAAAUCCAGAGAAAUGAUUACAUUCAUGCACUGGUCACCUACUUCAACAUCGAAUUCACCAAAUGUCACAAAAAGACUGGUUUCUCCACCGCUCCGGAUGCUGCCUACACCCACUGGAAGCAGACGGUGUUCUACCUGGAGGACUAUCUGACGGUGCGAAGAGGGGAGGAAAUCACCGGCAGCAUCGCAAUGAAGCCGAAUGACAAAAACGUUCGGGACUUGGACUUUACCUUUGAGCUGGAUUUCAAAGGACAACUGUGCGAGGCGGCUAUAUCCCACGACUACAAGAUGCGAUAAAUUUAGCUUUGAACCGCCUCACUCCUCCGUCCCUCGCCGCAAAGAGAAUUGGACUCCAAAGACCCUUCCUGGAAGCCCAUUGGUGCAGACUCUUGGAAAACGCAACUCUGAAUGUAAUCCUGAAAAAGACAACAUGUCGUCAGUUCGUGAUUCUUGCUGUGAUUCUGUACGUGGAAUGGAGUGACGUACCGGUUGUUUCUCGUUCCGUGGGUUGAUUUCCACUCCGCCUGUGGUUAGUGAACUGUUGAAUUUAGGCUGAGAAAUGGUAGAAAUAGAAUCCGAGCACCACAGCCAAGGAAAAGUACUCUACUGUACUGUAUGUAUAUGUGUAUUACAUGAAAAGGUAACUUCUUGGUUAGUAGUUGUUGUACUAAUGCCGUGUGUGUGAUGAAUGGUGUUAAAGGUCCAGUUGUUGCAGAGUACGUACGUGUGUGUAAGCUAACAGGAUCCAAUACAAGAGCUUUAUCAAUCUCAACUUCUAAGGUACUAUGACUAUUGUUCAUUUUGCAAAGGAUUUUUUUAACCCUUAAAUGCAUAAGUGGGUCCCAAA